AUGGCGGCCGAUUUCGAUUUACCAAACGAGUGUUGGGAAUGUGUGAUCAAAUUUCUCCGGUCCGACCAUCGCAGCUUGGAGUCUCUCUCCCUUGUCUCAAAACAAUUCCUCUCCAUUACCAACCGCCUCAGAUUCUCUCUCACUAUCUAUGACGCAACCAUCCCUUUCCUCCCUCGCCUCUUCCACAGGUUCACCAACCUCACCUCCCUCGACUUCACGUUCUUCUGCGGUGACCUCAACGCACUUCUCUGCCAAAUCUCUUAUUUUCCCUUUCAUCUCGAAUCACUUAAACUCUCCAUUCAAUGCCCCAUCCCUAAAGAUGGAUUUCGAAUUUUGGCCACAAAGAUGAAAACUUUGACCUCUCUGACCGGAUCUGUCACUAAAACUGACAUUGUCCUCAUUGCUGAAUGUUUUCCUUUCCUUGAAGAAGUUGACCUCAACUUUCCUCAAUCCAACGAUAGGCAUACAAAUAUAUUACCAUUGGCACUUCCCAAACUCCGCAAGAUUAAUAUCUCAGGUUAUUGCUUCAUCGAUGACUCGUCGCUUUUCCAUCUUUGCGAGAUCUGUGAGCUUCUUGAAGAGCUAGAGCUAGUCAUGUUUGAAUAUUGUAAAUACUUAACCCAUGUUGGCAUUGCUUCUGCAAUCCGCGACAAACCAAAUUUGAAGUCUUUCAAAAUUUGUUUUGAUGAAUUUGGAAGGAUGUAUGUAAGUUCGAAGGUGAUUAACUCUAUAAGGAGUUUGAAAAGUUUGACCUAUCUCAAUUUAUCAUAUGUGCUUAUUUCAGAUCGUUCGCUCUCAUCUCUUGCAGAGGCAGGUCUUCCUUUGAAGAGACUAGUAAUCAAAAGAUGUAUGCAUUAUAGUUAUGCUGGAAUCUUUUGUUUGUUAUCGAAGUGUCGAUUUUUACAACAUUUGGAUCUUGAAUCUGUCCAAUUUUUAAUUGAUGAACAAGUUGCUGAGUUGUCUUUGUUUCUUGGUAAUUUGGUGUCUAUAAACCUUAGUGAAAGUAAGAUGCUCACAAAUUUAGCCUUAUUUGCCCUCGUUAAGAACUGUCGUUUCCUUGGUGAUAUUAGAAUGGAAAACACGGGUAUUGGAAAGUUUAGUUUAGAAAAUUAUAAUUGUUUGAUGGAUUUUGUUGUAUACCCUCAAGUGAAGUCUCUCCAUUUAGCUAACAAUUCAUGGUUAAGUGAUGAAAGCAUGAAAAAGUUUGCUUCCAUUUUCCCAAACUUGCAAGUGCUGGACACAAGCGAUUGCAAAUUAUUAUCUGAAGGUAUUGUUGAAGUUUUAAGAUGUUGUAAAAUGAUGAUGCAUUUGAGCAUGACAUAUUGUCCAAAACUGGAGCUACUUGGGAUGAACUUUCAAGUUCCCCAAUUGGAGAUAUUGAACUUGUCGAUGUCAACAAUUGGUGAUGAAACACUGUAUAUGAUCUCAAAGAAUUUCUCCAGGCUACGACAAUUGAUCUUAGAAAUGUGUUCUCAUAUCACAGAGAAGGGAGUGGGGCAAGUAGUAAAAAAUUGCACACGACUGAGAGAGAUAAAUAUUCAGUAUUGUCGUAAUGUGGGUGCCGAUGUUGGUUUCUGGUUGGCAAUGGUGUGUUCAAGGCCAUCGUUGAGAAAGAUUAUCGCUCCGUCUCAUUUUGACCCUACUGACACCAAGUGGAUACCUUUAUUGGAUCAUGGAUGCCUUGUUUGCUAG
Messenger RNA from Trifolium pratense (red clover), 1692 nucleotides. RefSeq lists its product as uncharacterized. The transcript is spliced from 2 exons. Lineage: Eukaryota; Viridiplantae; Streptophyta; Magnoliopsida; Fabales; Fabaceae. Gene Ontology annotation, cellular component: SCF ubiquitin ligase complex. The coding region runs from base 1 to 1692 and encodes 563 amino acids. The record is from RefSeq and is a predicted model, not a curated record. Gene Ontology annotation, biological process: SCF-dependent proteasomal ubiquitin-dependent protein catabolic process.